GUUCUGUGCACUUUCUAUCAGGGUUUCUCAUGGACUGGUCCCCCUCAUAUCGCUACCACAACGUUGAGGAGGUCAGAAAGAGUUUAUAUUCUUGGGCACUUGGUCCUUUCGAUAAGGGUUUCCAUUGAAUAUUAUCACCACUCUAUGAGACAUUCACAUCUCAAAGCUACCCAACCUGGUUCCUGGGUUUGUUCUAGCAUGAAGACUGGUUUACGAAUGGUUCUGAUGUCUUCACUGAUCACAAUCGAUAUGUCAAGGCUUGGGUGAUAACCUUCGAUUGAUAUCGACAAAAAAAUGUACGACUAUUAUCUCAUUUCCUGUUUCCGAAAGAGCAUAGUUGGUGUUCGAAGGUUUCAUUUGUCUUGUUUGAUGAGGUAUCAAGGUCUCAUAUUAUUCUGCGGCCCCACAUGGUCGUCGCCGAACUCGUCCCGACGUACCCACACGUCCGCCAAAUUCAACGAAAACUUUCAAAAAAUUCUCUUCCUGUCAAACACCAGCAGCAAUCUGUUAUCGAUCAAGUUGCCAAAGUCAUAUAUAUAUACUCUUGCCUGUAAGAUUGUUCAUCAAUCAAACAACAGGCCGGCUGGCCCAAUGGCAAGGCGCUUGACUACGAUUUGCUCGAAAUCAAGAGAUUGCAGGUUCGAUCCCUGCGUCGGUCAUCUUUUUGCGUCUCUGCCUUUCACUCCUUCAUUCUUCCGAGACUGGAUUCUAUGGGCAGGAAAGCUUGUUUUCACUUUUUGCGCUACCGACAGCAACGACAGUAACGUACAAGAGGUCAUUUGGACACGACAAAGACAAGUAACAGCCUUCCGACAUUUUGUUCUAGGUUCGAACAAAUGGAUAAAGAGAAAGCAAUGGGAACAAUUCCAGCAGCUCCCUUUUAAGCGAAGACUGCCAGACAAAGUAAGCUGUCGUCUUUGUGGCUCAGCUGCGAAACCAUACCUAUCAAUUUAUAAAAGCGUUUACUAGCUAGCAAGCUGUUGCAAGAUCUCGCUGCAUCUUGGUUCCUAGUAUUACGACUAGGUAAUUGGGAGGCACGAUAGUCUUGCUUGCAUCUCCGUAGGCUAGAAGGGCUCACUGUAAACCCUCCUAUCAACUUCGCCCGCUAUGUUCCAAUAGGAUUGCUUGCGUAGAUAUUGAUAUCUUCCAGAUGAGCAAUGACCAGAAG
Dothidotthia symphoricarpi CBS 119687 is the source of this 1168-nucleotide messenger RNA. RefSeq lists its product as uncharacterized. The transcript is spliced from 3 exons. The coding region runs from base 295 to 969 and encodes 224 amino acids. NCBI's taxonomy places the organism in Eukaryota, Fungi, Ascomycota, Dothideomycetes, Pleosporales, Dothidotthiaceae. The record is from RefSeq and is a predicted model, not a curated record.